Messenger RNA from Spea bombifrons (plains spadefoot toad), 1361 nucleotides. It is a transcript of the gene CCR9, whose product is annotated as C-C motif chemokine receptor 9. NCBI's taxonomy places the organism in Eukaryota, Metazoa, Chordata, Amphibia, Anura, Pelobatidae. The record is from RefSeq and is a predicted model, not a curated record. Gene Ontology annotation, molecular function: C-C chemokine receptor activity. The coding region runs from base 70 to 1155 and encodes 361 amino acids. The transcript has 2 exons. Gene Ontology annotation, biological process: chemotaxis; immune response; inflammatory response. Gene Ontology annotation, cellular component: membrane.
AUAAUAUACAGCCUUAGAUACAUACUUCUGAAUAAAAUACAAGAUAAUUGAACCAUAUUAAAUCAAAUCAUGGAAUCCCAAAGCUUCACAGGAGAUGCAAAUGAAGACCUCUAUAUGUUGAGUACACCUGACUACUUCAUUGAUACCGGUUCAUACUGUGAAAAAAGCAGCGUUAGAAAAUUUGCAGCAUAUGUUCUUCCACCAAUUUACUGGAGUGUAUUUUUUCUUGGGCUCUUUGGGAAUGGUUUGAUCGUCAUUGUAUAUCUAACGUACAAAAGGUUAAAAACAAUGACAGACACCUAUCUGAUCAAUCUUGCUAUUGCAGACAUACUUUUUCUGAUGACUCUGCCAUUUUGGGCAAUUUCUGCCUCACAUGAGUGGAUAUUUUAUACUAUUCCCUGUAAAAUUGUAAAUAGCAUGUACACAAUAACUGUAUAUAGUGGCAUGCUGUUGCUUGCUUGUAUAAGUGUGGACAGAUAUAUUGCCAUUGUCCAGGCUACUAAAGCACAAAGAUACAGAACCAGGAGCAUAAUUCUUAGCAAGCUUGUUUCUCUUUCUGUUUGGAUAUUUGCAGUUGUUUUAAGUCUUCCAGAAAUACUCUUCAGCACUGUAAAGGAAGGGUUAUCAUUCAAGUUCUGUACAAUGUCUUAUCCCAUAGAAGUAAGUAAAACAUUAAAGGUAAUAGUUAUAGCUUUAAAAGUGACAAUGGCAUUUUGUAUGCCACUCCUGGUGAUGAUAUUCUCUUAUGCUCUGAUCAUUCCUACACUUAUACAUGCUAGAAGUUUUCAAAAACACAAAGCUUUAAAAGUAAUUUUUGCUAUUUUAUCAGUGUUUGUCUUAUCUCAAUUACCAUACAACAGUAUACUUAUAGUUAGGGUCUUGGAUGCUGCAAACACUACUGUUUCAGACUGUGCAACUUCCCAAAACAUAGAUAUUGCAUAUAAAAUAACACAAAGCAUUGCAUUCAUUCACUGCUGUUUGAACCCUUUCAUUUAUGUUUUUGUUGGUGUUAAAUUCAGGAGUGAUCUUUUUAAAUUUUUUAGUAAGUUUAGUUGUAUUAGUGAGAGUAAGAGUAGUGCCAGGCUAAAGCCAAAUAUUCGUGCAAAACUGCCUUCAGAAAUACUGGAGACAAAAAUGGGCACACUGUCACUAUAAAGUUAUAUCAAUUGUAAAGGUAUGUGUAUGCUUGAAAAACACUUUGUAAAGCCUUGAUAAUGCAUGUGUUUAUUUGUAAAAACAAAUUUUAAACCAUUAUAAGGAUAUAUCUGGCAGAACUGUUUUUUUGUGUUCUGCAUUACCGCAUGCAUUAAUGGUAUAAAAGGUUUGUGUGUAUUGAUUUUUGUAUUGUGCAUCAAUGAGCC